UGACUUUUCAAUGUACCAUUCCAAUCUAUUUUUAAUCAUAGUAUUGAGCAGUUUUAAAACACAUGGUAUUAAUGCUAUAGGCCUAUAUGAAGUUUCCAAUUGUUUGUCUUUAUCUUUUUUGAGAAGUGCUAUAAUUUUAAAUUUGUUUCCACUUACUUGGUAGAUCAGUGAUUCCAUUCCAAAUAUUGUUGAAUAUUGUCAGUAUGUAUAGUCGUGCAUUAUUUGGUAGGUGGCGUAACAUACUGUAGGAUAUUUCGUCCAAACCUGACCGGAUGCACUCAGCUGGUCUAGGGUACAAGCGAUCCAGAGAAACUUUACUGGACACACAGCACACCAAUGAGACAGCAGGAAUUGCGGUGGAGACGUAUUUUACACAGAAUAUAAGACAAGUUACAUGUUAGGAGAUAGAUUUACUGUAAUAAGGAAGCCAAACAAAUAUUUAAAAACAGUUUGGAAAUUACAGACUUAUUAAUCUACACACAUGAGAAAUGGUGCAAGUGUUCAAAGCAAUGUUACUGCCAAAAGUUACGGUGAUGGGGGUUAAUAACACAUGUUAACCCACAGGUGUAAAAUGUUCUAUUACUUUGUACAGGUGUGUGUACUAAAACUGGACUUUUGAGAACAAACAACAAGAAUAAGAAUUUUAUUCUGCCAGAAAAUAUUCCACACGAAUACAUUGGCACGUCAAUACAAUGUUACAAUUUUUGUAAUACAACAUUCUAAAAGUCUUGCUUCGUCCACACUAUUGAGAUGUACUCUUCCACUGAAUAGAAUGCUCUUUUACAUAGAAAAUAAUUUAGUUUAGCUUUAAAUUCCAUAUCACUUAGCAUCCUUAUAUCUAAUGGUUACGUACUGUAUAGUCUAAUAGCCAACACACAUAGGUGAGAAACAGUGCUAUUUUUCUAACUACACAUGUAACAUGAUUUUUGUUCCCUGUGUAGACGUAUUUAUUACAAGUGAGGAUAUGUGAAUUUUAAUAACAUGAAAACCCUCUGGCCAGGAAAUUCUGUUCUCUGUGAAGUUAUGUAUGCACUAAAAGUUUGUUUUUAAGAAUAAAAUUAAGUGCACUGUAAGAGGCAUUUUGAUGUCAUUUGAUGGUUUAUGUAUGUGAAGAACCACUUGAUUAUUCUCUGUAAAGCUUUAUAUGUAACCAUUAAAAUAUGUCAACUCAUACAGAUGAAAGCCCUUUUAAAUGUUCCCUGUGCAGCUAUGCAGGCACCCAAAGUGUGUAUUUGAAAAGGCAUAUGUUGACUCACACAGAUGAGAAACCGUUUAAGUGUUCCCUGUGCAGCUUUAAAUGUACUAGAAGUGGAAAUUUACGAAGUCAUAUACUAAAACACAUGGGUGAAAAACCAUUUAAGUGUUCCUUGUGCAGCUAUGCAGGCACUCAACGUUCGUGUUUAAGAAGGCAUAUGUUGACUCACGUAGAUAAUAAACCAUUUAACUGUUCCAUGUGUAGCUAUAAGUGUAUUAGAAGUGAGAAUUUAAAAAAUCAUAUGUUAAAUCACACAGAUGAAAAACCAUUUAAGUGUUCCCUGUGCAGUUACGCAAGCACGCAAAAAAAUAAUUUAAAAACUCAUAUGUUAACCCAUACAGGUGAGAAACCAUUUAAGUGUUCCCUGUGCAGUUAUGCAAGCAGGCUAAAAGAGAAUUUAAAAACUCAUAUGUUAACUCACACAGUUGAGAAACCAUAUAAGUGUUCAUUUUGCAGCUAUGAGUGUUCUACAAGUAUGCGUUUAAGAGGUCAUAUGUUAACUCACACAGGUGAAAAACCAUAUCAGUGUACCGUGUGCAGCUAUAAGUGUAUUAAAAGUGAGAGUUUAAAAAUUCAUAUGUUUAUUCACACAGGUGAAAAACCAUAUCAGUGUACCGUGUGCAGCUAUAAGUGUACUAAAAGUGGGAGUUUAAAAAUUCAUAUGUUAAAUCACAUGGGUGAAAAACCUUAUAAGUGUUCCCUGUGUGAUUAUAAGUGUACUGUAAGUGGUUAUUUAAAAACUCAUAUGUUUAUUCACACAGGUGAAAAACCUUAUAAGUGUUCCCUGUGCACUUUUAAGUGUAAUAGAAUUGAUAAUUUAAAAACUCAUAUGUUUAUUCACACAGGUGAAAAACCUUAUAAGUGUUCCCUGUGCACUUUUAAGUGUACUAGAAGUGGGGGUUUAAAAAGCCAUUAUGUUAAAUCACAUGGAUAAAAAGCAUUACAUAUGAAAAACGUUUCAAAACACGUUUUCUCACAUGUAAGAAACCAUGUGCAGCAUUGCGUAUUCAAUGGGGAUUAAGAAGUUGUAUAGUAAUUCGCACAGGAGAAAAAUACUUUAAUGUUUCCUGUGGUGUUAUGCUUCACCAAAAAUUUCCAUUUAAGAGGCAUGUGUUAACUUACACAAACAGUAACUUCAAAGGUACUUUUAACUUGCACGUAAAAAAAGGUAAUACAACUAAAAUACUCUGUUUCUUUUGGUUAUUUUUGUAGGUUAAUGAAUUUUUAUACUGUUAGUUUGGUUAUAAUAAUAGGCUACAUAAUUUUUAAUAUUUUAUAUCUGGUGUCUAUAUAUGUUUAUUUUCUUACCUUAUGAAUAAAUUUUAGCUCUAUGUUGUAUUGCGUGUCUAAGUUAAUGAUCUCAUCUAAGUACCCUUAUAUUGUAUGAUAAAACACACUUUGUCUCUUGUUAUGAAUGUCUUAUACAAUUAUGAAAUAUGUUUCCCUUUUGUGUUAAUAAAAAUAGAUUAUAUGUAUACUAUCAUAUUAUUAUUCUAUGUUUUAUUGUUAGUUGUGAUAAUUUUAAUAUAUUCCCAUCAAUGUCCAUUUGUUUGUUGUUAAGUCUUAAUAGAUACGUACUUAAAUGAGUAGUUUUAUAUUGGAGUCAAUAUAUUUCAUAGUUUAGUUUAUAACCUAGAUUUGCUUAAAAAUAUAUUUGUAUGGUAUAUUUUA
Molecule: messenger RNA, 2926 nt
Organism: Homalodisca vitripennis (glassy-winged sharpshooter)
Lineage: Eukaryota; Metazoa; Arthropoda; Insecta; Hemiptera; Cicadellidae
Product: gastrula zinc finger protein xLCGF3.1-like
Exons: 3
Coding region: 1161-2189 (342 amino acids)
Biological process (GO): regulation of transcription by RNA polymerase II
Molecular function (GO): DNA-binding transcription factor activity; RNA polymerase II cis-regulatory region sequence-specific DNA binding
Source: RefSeq, a predicted model, not a curated record